Molecule: messenger RNA, 5190 nt
Organism: Linum trigynum
Lineage: Eukaryota; Viridiplantae; Streptophyta; Magnoliopsida; Malpighiales; Linaceae
Source: the annotation of a GenBank genome assembly
CUCAUUCGAAGAAUUGUGAACUUGAAGUACAAGGAUGGGCAUAGUGUCUCGGAGCAUUUGAGUGACUUUCAAGUGCUUGUGAACCAGCUAACUACUAUGAAGUUAGCACUUGAUGAUGAAGUGCAAGCAUUGUUACUUCUCAGUUCUUUGCCGGAUAGUUGAGAGACUUUGGUGGUCUCACUUAGCAACUCAGCACCUAAUGGCAAGUUGACGAUGGACAUUGUCAAGGAUAGCAUGUUGAAUGAAGAGGCAAGGAGAAAAGAGUUGGGGAUUACAUCAGAGUCACAUGCUUUGGUGGCGGAUAAUUCUGGAAGUCGUGGAAGAAGCAGAAAUCGAAAUUCCAACUUCAAGAACUCUCAGAAUCGAAGUAACAGCCGAGGGAGAUCAAAAGGGAGAUCAAAAUCAUUGUCAAGACCAAGAGGAGAAAUCACAUGUUAUCAUUGCAACCAGCCCGGACACAUGAAGAGAGAGUGCAGAAUCUUGAAACGGGAACAAGCUAGAGAAAAAGGUGUGGAAAACCGAGAAAAAGAUGAUACUACUGUUGCUGCCACAGAUGGUGAUGUGGUCAUUGUUUGUGAUGCCGGUUUUGUUAACCUUGCUUGUCUAGAGAGUACAUGGGUUGUUGACUCAGGUGCCUCAUUUCAUGUGACCUCACGGGUUGAUCUUUUCUCUUCCUACACAAACGGUAACUAUGGUUGUGUGAGGAUGGGAAAUGAUGGCGCAUCAAAGAUUGUUGGCAUGGGUGAUAUUCAUCUAGAGACCAACACGGGUUGCAAGCUAGUCUUGAAGGAUGUGAGACAUGUUCCUGACAUGAGGCUGAAUUUGAUAUCCACGGGAAAGCUUGAUGAUGAUGGUUAUACCAACUAUUUUGGAGAAGGAAAAUGGAAGCUCUCAAGAGGUUCUCUUGUGGUGGCUAAAGGCAAGAAGGAAAGUACGCUCUACAUGACGAAUGCAAAGCAUAGCAAGGGAGGAAUCAAUGUUGCUGAGAAAGAUUCUUCCAUUGAGAUUUGGCAUAAGAGACUCGGUCAUUUGAGCGAGAAGGGGCUGCAAAUAUUGUCCAAGAAACAACUCUUGCCCGGAGCUAAAGGUACUCUUCUUAAAACUUGUGUUCAUUGCUUAGCCGGAAAAACUCAUAGAGUUGCAUUUCAUAGAUUUCCACCUUCUAGAAGGAGUAAGGUACUUGAUCUAAUUCACACCGAUGUUUGUUUUAUGCGAGAUAAAACUCUUGGUGGUGCAAGCUAUUAUGUUACCUUCAUAGAUGAUCACUCAAGGAAGGUGUGGACAUAUGCUUUGAAAACGAAGGAUCAAGUGCUAGAUGUUUUCAAGCAAUUUCAUGCUGAAGUGGAAAGGGAAACCGGCCUGAAGUUGAAGUGUGUAAGGGCUGAUAACGGGGGAGAGUAUAGAGGUCCAUUCGAAAGCUACUGCAGAUUGCAUGGAAUUAAACUACAGAAAAGUGUACUCAAGACUCCACAACAAAACGGUGUCGCCGAGAGGAUGAAUAGAACAAUUUGUGAGAGAAUCAAGUGUAUGUUCUCACAUGACAAGCUAUCUAAAUCAUUUUGGGGAGAAGCAAUGCGGACCGCGGUUGAUCUAAUCAACCUUUCGCCAUCGGUCCCAUUGGAGGGUGAUGUGCCUCAACGAGUAUGGACGGGAAAGGAAGUCUCAUAUGAACACUUGCGAGUGUUCGGUUGCAAAGCCUAUGUUCAUGUUCCAAAAGAUGAGAGAGCAAAGCUUGAUGACAAAGCAAAGCCAUGUAUAUUCAUGGGCUAUGGGCGUGAAGAGUUCGGGUACAGAUUAUGGGAUCCAAUUGCAAGGAAAUUUGUUCGGAGCCGAGAUGUGAUUUUUCUUGAAGAUGAGACAAGUGAAGAUGUCGAAAGGGGUGAAAAGAAGAAAAAUACAGCAGCUGGUCCGGUUAAUUUGGAGCCUAUAUCUCCAUCCCAAAUGCAUGAAAAUAUUGAAGAAGUAGUGCAUGAUGAGCCCCAAGGUGCACUAGAUCAAGAAGUGCAAGGAGAAGAGCAAUUGGAGCAAGAAGAACAAGUUGAAGAAGAGCAACCUCUAUCCGAACCAAGAAAAUCAACAAGAGAUCGCAAAGCUUCCACUUGGUACUCCCCUCAUGAGUACCUAUUGUUGACUGACGGGGGAGAACCCGAAUAUUAUCAAGAAGCCAUGUAUCAUGAAGACAAGGAGGAGUGGAACAAAGCAAUGCAAGAAGAGAUGAAGUCUUUGCAAGAGAAUCACACAUAUGACUUGGUGAAACUACCCAAAGGAAAAAGAUCACUUAAGAACAAGUGGGUCUACAAGUUAAAGACGGAGGAAACUAGUUCAAAGCCUCGGUUUAGGGCGCGACUAUUUGUGAAGGGUUUCAACCAAAAGAAAGGUGUUGACUUUGAAGAAAUUUUCUCUCCCGUGGUGAAGAUGUCUUCUAUCCGAGUUGUGCUUGGGUUGGCUGCAAGUUUGGACUUGGAAGUUGAACAACUCGAUGUGAGGACGACGUUUCUUCAUGGUGACUUAAAGGAAGAAAUCUACAUGGAUCAACCGGAAGGGUUCGAGGUUAAAGGCAAAGAAGAUCUUGUAUGCAGAUUGAGAAAGAGCUUAUAUGGGUUGAAGCAAGCACCAAAGCAAUGGUACAAGAAAUUUGACUCAUUCAUGGUCAAAAACGGGUAUGCAAGAACUACCUCCGAUCAUUGUGUGUUUGUGAAAUACUUUGCUGAAAAUGAUUUCAUCAUUCUCUUGCUUUAUGUGGAUGACAUGUUGAUCGUGGGUCGGAAUGUUGGAGAGAUUGAUAGAUUGAAAAAGGAGUUGAGUAAAUCCUUUGCCAUGAAGGACUUAGGACCGGCGAAACAAAUUCUAGGGAUGAGAAUCUCUAGGGAUCGAAGGAAUGGAAAAAUUCGGUUGUCUCAAGAAAGGUAUAUUGAAAGAGUUCUUGAGCGGUUUAACAUGAGCAAGGCUAAGGCGGUUAGUACUCCACUUGGAGGACAUUUAAAGUUGAGUGUGAAGCAUUGUCCUACAAGUGAUGAAGAGAAAGAAGCAAUGAAGAAUGUGCCUUAUGCAUCUAUUGUUGGAAGCUUGAUGUAUGCCAUGGUUUGCACAAGACCGGAUAUUGCUCACGCCGUUGGGAUUGUUAGUCGGUUUCUUUCCAAUCCGGGGAAAGAACAUUGGAGAGCAGUGAAGUGGAUUCUUCGCUACUUGAGAGGUACUUCUAGAGUGUGUCUAUGCUUUGGUAACGGCAAGACCAUACUUGAUGGAUAUACCGAUGCUAACAUGGCAGGUGAUGUGGACUCUAGAAAGUCGACUUCUGGUUACAUGAUGACUUUUGCAGGUGCUGCAGUUUCAUGGCAAUCUAAACUGCAAAAAUGUGUUGCAUUAUCAACAACAGAAGCCGAAUACAUAGCCGUGACAGAAGCUUGCAAAGAGAUGCUAUGGUUGAAGAAGUUUCUUCAAGAGUUGGGCAUAAAGCAAGAGAGGUAUGUGCUCUAUUGUGAUAGUCAAAGUGCAAUCCAUCUUUGCAAGAAUCCUACUUUCCAUUCAAGGUCGAAACACAUAGAUGUUCAAUAUCAUUGGAUUCGUGAUGUUUUGGAAGAAAAGUUGUUGGAGCUCAACAAGGUGCAUACGGACAGUGGCGGACCCAUGAAUUUUGAAUAGGGGUGUCCGCUUUCAAAAUAAUAAAAGAAUAAUUCUUAAAUAAUAAAAGUAUCCGAAUAAUAUUGAACAACACAAAUAUUUGGUUAAUACAAGUUACAACAAAUUUCCACGUCGUGUUUUCAUAUUCUGAAAAUAUUCUAAAAUACACUCCGUGUCUACAGUAUUCAGCAAAUCUCUUUCAAUAUAUCCUACGAGACAAUCAUUCACAAAUUGAUCGCCUAGUCGAUUCCGAAGCUUGUUCUUGAUGUAACUCAAAGCUGAAAAAGCUCUUUCCACACUUGCAGUUGCAACCGGUAAAGUCAAUACAACUUUGAGAAGCAAAUAUACCCAUGGAUAUGAUAGAUUCACUUUUGUCUUCACCAUCAGCUGACACAAUUCAUCAAUUCCUUUUAAUCCAUGGAAUAACUCAUCAUUCUUCACAGAAUGAUAGUAAUUCUCAAAGUCCCUUAGAAGAAAAGAGUCAGAAAGAUUACCAAACUCUGUAGGAUAAAAUCGAGUAAGACUAACCAGCUUCUCCCUGUCAAAAGCAGCAAACUCAUUCUCCGGGCUAAGAGAAGCCAUACAAGUCAACAACCUAGUAUUCACCUCAUCAAAACGGUUGUUCAACUCUUGCAGCUGCAUAUCAAGAACAGAGUAAUACAAUUCAACCUGAUAGUGAUGCAAGUUUGUGAUCUGUGGAGCCUUGCGCCUUGAUCGUCCUGGAAGAACAUACUCAUCAUCCAUGCCAAGAACGUGAACAGAUUCCUUAGUGCAAAACAAGAUAACAUCCUCAAGUAGAGACUCCCAUCCUCGAUCUCUCAUCUCUUGUAAUCUAGUUUUUCCCACAAGAACGUGAACAGAUUUCUGAACUGUUUUUAGCUCUAUUGUGGUAGCUGUUAUGCUCCCCAACAUGAUCAUCAAAAGCUUUCAAUUUAUUCCAUGUUCUAAAUCCUUCACCAAUAAAGCCAUCAUUACUCCCACCUCGCUUACUGAACACAUAGCAAUAUAGACAAUAAGCAGCAUCUUUUGAGACACUAUAUUCAAGCCAAUUAUACUUCUUAAACCAAGAAGCCUGGAAUCUACGUUGCCUUCCACUAAAGUUUCUGGCGGGAAAAGCAUGACUCUUUGGUUGAAUAGGACCUUUUUGAAGAUAAAAUCUUCUAACCUGGUCACAGACAUUGGGAUGAAAGCUAGAUAUCUUAGUUCUUAAUGCCGGAUCUAGCACCAAAGAGUUUUCAUCAAACUCUCUAUCUGAUUCUGCUGAGAAAGACUCACUUUCUUCUGGAGUUCGAUUGACUGAACCUGAAAGAUUUGGUUCUUGUAUUUGAGGAGCUCCCACUAUCGACGAAGGAGGAAAGGUUUGAGCUUGUCUACUCCCACUAGCUUCAACACCUUCAGUUUGAACAUUAGGAGUAGAUUGGACUUGUCUUGAGUAAUAUCUUUCCAUUGGUACCUGAUCUAGCAUAGAAUGUACAUAAAAUUAGAAUUGAAAUUCCAUCGUAAAACUACCGCUACUUUCCCCACUGUAAAACUGCUGCUUAACAAUUGGAAUUAACAAUUGAAAAGGCG